UGAAAAAAAGAUGUCGUUUUGAUUUCCUUCACACCUCAACUCUCACUUAGCAGCCCUGGCCGGUCGGAGCUUGCUCCUCCACCUCGCAAGACGGCAGUGGGAAGUCCUUGCAGCGUCUCCACCAGGGGCGGAGGGACGGGGCCUGGUCCAAGGGCAAUUAGAGUCAGUCCCAGUCCAAAAUAAUCUUGCCCGGUUUGUACCAGAAUUCCCAAACCCAGGAAACUUCUUCUUCGGUUCUUCACUCUCCCGGUAGCGCGCAAGCGGCAAGACACCGAGCCAGAGCGCAGGGACUAGAGACGCAGUGGCCGCCCACCGCCACUCUCUGAACUGAUAACCGGGUUGCCCGCAGGCCAAGACUCCCAUUUGCAGCCUCCUGCCUUCUUGCCCUCCAUUGCCAGUCGGCAGUCUUUCUGCCUCUCUCUCAGACUCGACACUGGAUUGAGAAUUUUCUUCACUCCUCGAACUCAUGAAGGAUUACUUUACUUGACAGAGAAUAUCUCCUAUUCGAUCGCUUAGAGAUAAGGAGAAAGAGAAAAGGGGAAGGAAGAUCAAUUAAGUUGUCCUGAAUUUCACAAUAGUCAAGGUCAUGAAACAAGAAGUUAGGAAGAAUAUUGAAAGAUGGAGGAUCCAUGAAGGGCCAUCGCUGCAUUUCCUGUUUACAGACCUAGCUGCUCCCAGCUUGCUCCUCCACCUCACAAGACGCCAGCGACAAGUCCCUGUCACUGUCUUCGACUCUUCGCAUUGUUGGCUAUUGCAGUGUCUCCACUCGCUGUUAAUUUUAGAUCUCCGAGGCUCCGAAGUUCAAUAUCGGGUCCUUUGUCUUGCUAUCCUAGCAACCUCGCUCACUUGCUCCUGUGGCCAGCCUCCAAACCUCGCUCUAGCAUCCCGAUCUCUUGAACUCCUGGUGUGCUAGAUCCGCCACUGCGGGCAAUGAGGUCUGUAUGGAAGAGAAAAAAUUUCAAAAGUGUUAUUUCAAUUCGAGUCAAACCAUUCUCUGCACUUGCGCAGCUGAGCUAUAUCUCAGAUUAUUCUAGUUCUGAUGGAGAAAAUUCAAACAGUAAUUUCACCACUUCUGAUUUAGCCCAAGAUUGUUCUGAAGUAAGCUCGUAUGGGGCUGCAGAAAUGCUUUACAAACUAAGAAACAAACCAAUUUCUGCAUUAUCAUACUUCCGGAAAAUGAAGGAUCGUGGGUUGAAGUGCAACGUUGAUACCUUCGUGGCAAUCAUUCAUAUACUUUGUCAUUGGGGUAUGGAUAUGAGAUUAGAUUCUAUAUUGUUGGAGGUGAUAAAAGCAGAUAAUGACAGUUUGGGUUUCGAUAUGGCAGAAUUGCUUGAGGCAUUGAUGGAAGAUCUCUAUGGUGAGAGCCCUGAUUCUAUAAUCCGGACCCUAGAUGCACUGGUCAAGGCUUAUGUGAGUUUGGGCAUGUUUGAUGAGGCCAUUAAUAUCAUUUUUACUAGGAGACGUGGUUUUAGUCCACGAUUACUGUCUUGUAAUUUUUUGAUGAACAGACUUGUUGAGUAUGGGAAAGUGGAUAUGGCUGUGGCUGUUUAUAAGCAAUUGAAGAGGCUUGGGUUUAACCCAAAUGUUUACACGUAUGGAAUUGUGAUUAAAGCCCUUUGUAAAAAUGGGAAUUUGGAAGAAGCAUCUAGUAUUUUGGGGGAAAUGGAGGAAUUGGGUGUAAUUCCUAAUGAAUUCACUUAUUCCGCGUAUCUCAAUGGCCUUUGCUUGCACGGCCACUCAUCUUUGGCUUAUGUAGUGUUACAAGAAUGGAAAAAGACGGGUGUACCCCUCAAUGCAUUUCCUUUUACUGUCGUUGUUCGUGGAUUAGUCAAAGAAAGGAAGUUUUCAGAAGCACAGUCUCUUUUACUCGAUAUGGAAGAACAAGGUCUUGUCCCUGAUGAUUAUACUCACGGGGUGCUAAUUCAUGCUUAUUGCAAGGCAGGGAAAAUCACUAAUGCUUUGGAUGUCCAUAAUGAGAUGACUAGAAAGGGCAUUAAAACUAAUUGUGUGAUUGUUAGCUCUAUUCUUCAGUGUUUGUGCCAGAACGGGAUGACAUCUGAGGUUGUUGAACAAUUCAACAUUUUUAAGGAGCUUGGAGUUUUUCUUGAUGAGGUUGUUUAUAAUGUUGCAAUUGAUGCACUAUGCAAGCUGGGAAAGUUCAAAGAGGCUUUGAAGUUGUUAGACGAGAUGAAGGAUAAGCGGAUGACACCAGACAUUGUGCACUACUGCACUUUAAUGAAUGGUUAUUGCCGAAGCGGACAGUUAUUGGACGCAUUUUCAUUAUUUAGUGAAAUUAAGGAAAAAGGACCGGAACCAGAUGUGGUUACAUAUAAUGUGCUUCUAGGCGGGCUUUCCAGAAAUGGUUUGGUUCAAGAGACACUUAGCUUACUGGAUUAUAUGAAGGAACAAGGUUUAACACCGACCACUGUUACAUAUAAUGUCAUUAUUGAGGGUCUUUGCGUGGGACAUAUGGUGAAGGAAGCUGAAUUAUUUUUUGAUAAUCUUGAGUGUAAAACCAUAGAAAACUGUGCUGCCAUGAUAAAUGGAUAUUGUCGGUCAGGGAAUACAAGUAAAGCUUAUAAGCUCUUUCUAAUGCUGUCCAAACAAGGUAUGUCUAUAAGGAGGAGUUCUGGCAUGAAACUAAUGACUGCUCUUUGUGUGGAAGGUGAAUACAAUCAGGCUCUAGGUAUAUUUGAGAUAGUACUAUCUUCUUCAAGCAAUGCCCCGUGUAUGUCGAUGUACAACCAUAUAAUAGCCGCUUUAUGUCGUGCUGGGGAGAUGAAGAAAGCUAGGUUGGUGUUUGAUAAUAUGUUGUGGAGAGGGUUAACUCCCGAUGUAAUUAUUUAUACCAUGAUGUUGAAUGGUUAUUGUAAAGUUAACUGCUUACAGGAGGCACACAAUCUUUUUGAGAGCAUGAUAAGUAGGGGAAUAUCUCCAGAUGUGGUCACGUACACAGUUAUGCUUGAUGGUCAUUCCAAGGGUUUAAAAGGGACAGGGUCAUCUUUCCAUGCGGGGGGAUGGAACAAAACUGAUAAAACUGUUCAUGCUCUUCAGCGUGAAAUGAAGGAGAUGGGGUUGACCGCUGAUGUAAUAUGCUACACCGCUUUGAUCGAUAGUCAUUGCAAAUCUGAUAGCCUUGAAGAGGCUAUUCAGUUAUUCAAUGAGAUGAUUGAUAGAGGUGUAGAACCCGAUAAUGUUACAUACACUGCCCUCCUGUGUGGAUUUUAUAGGCAUGGGCGUAUAGAGAGGGCUGCCAGUCUCGUGAAUGAGAUGAUGGAUAAGGGAAUAGAACCUGAUAAUCAUAUGAUGGCAUUAUGCAGUGGCUUGUUCAAGGCCAGAAGAGUACGAAUUAAGGGUAAAACGUGAGGGUCUCCUGUGUAAGUCUACAAAUCUUGCUAGUUGUGAAAAACGUUCAAUGACAUAUGCUUCGAAGUUGUGUCAUCCCAUUACUGAAUGCAUCAUUACACUCUAGUCUGUCUAUUGAAUUAUCGGGCUAGAAGGGAUGAGGGAGUUAUCAACAUUCAUGGAGUAUGCAAUUAGUGGUGCUCAAUAGGCGUGUCAACAGCAUGGCGUGUCUCCUCUAUCGCUGGGGCGCUUAGUAUGGGUAUGGAUGAGCUACUUGCCAGCCAGGAGACUCAAAGACAGUAGUCAGUCCAUGCAAUUUUGGACGCGAUUUUCACUAUGGGUCAUCCGGAAACAGUCUCUCUGUGCUUUAGUACAGGGGUAAAAUUGCGUACAUUCGACCCCCCUUACUCCACCGUAGGUGAGAGCCUUUGCGGCACUGGGGUAAAUGAAAAUGAUGCUAGCAUGGUUCUCAUUUCUUUUCCUGGUCUUAUUAAAUAAAGUUAAUCGCAUGUCAAAUUAUCUUAUUUACAGCUUUCAAAACUUUUUUGACGUAUAAACUUGUUGCUACACCCCACAACUACAGAAUAGAUACUAUCAUACUUUUUCCUAUGGCAAAAUGUUUGGAUUAUUUAGUCACUAUUUUUACGUAAGGGAGAACUUUUAAAUGAUUCAACAAUAUUCUACUAUUCAAAAGAAUUAAAUUUGUUGUAGAGAAUCCAUAUCAUCCAAUUAGAUGUCUUCAAGCACUGAGAUUAUAUGCGUGCAUAUUGCAUAUUGCUUGAAUGAUAACAUUACUGAAUGUCUUGUUAUUGUCUAUUGCAUCACACUUGGAUGAGGGGCUGAAUUUCAUUGCAGUUCAGAAGAGAAGGGGUUUGUGAUUUCUGAAAAUGUGCACUACAGCGAUGAAAAAGAAUGAUACUAGGUCUUGCGCCCCGCGUGUUUUACUAAACAGUGGGUAAGAUUUGCAAUACACACCGGUGCUGCAUAUAGCAAUUACUCAUUUACUCAACUGGGCAUCAUAUACCUGUGUCAUGGCACAGAAAACGUGCACUAACUGUGCUGGAAAAGUGUGGGGCUGGAUCUUGUCGUUGUUGUGGGUUUUAUAAAACAAUCGAUGUUCACCUCGAUGGUCAUUCCCAAAUUGCAAUGUUUAUAGCAACUCAUGAUUGUAUAUUCAUUGCAAUUCAUGUGGACUUCCAACAAUAUUCAUUGCAAUUCCUCCACUCCAAAAAUGGAGAUGUUAUUGCUGUGUGAGUAUGCCUGUACUUCAUUGCUGUUAGGGUCAAAAUAAACUGAGCUUUUAGUGUCGUUUUUAGAAGCAUUACUGUAAAGGAGUGCAGGUUUCAAGUUUUUAACUAACUUGUGUACAUCAUGUAACUGCUUGAAAUGCUAUAUAAGUGAGGCAAGCUUUUGUAUACAAUCAAAUAGAGUACGUGAUAAAAUUACAAAAUAUAAUUUGUUUAUUGAUCUAACGUUGAAACUAAUGAUUGAGUACGAUAUUUUACCAGAAUAAUAAUAAUGAUUUGAGUAUUUGAGUA
This is a messenger RNA of Cuscuta epithymum, 4883 nucleotides long. NCBI's taxonomy places the organism in Eukaryota, Viridiplantae, Streptophyta, Magnoliopsida, Solanales, Convolvulaceae. The record is from the annotation of a GenBank genome assembly.